Messenger RNA from Penicillium atrosanguineum, 1767 nucleotides. RefSeq names its product BCS1 and AAA domain-containing protein. Gene Ontology annotation, cellular component: mitochondrial inner membrane. Bases 1 to 1767 code for a protein of 588 amino acids. Gene Ontology annotation, molecular function: ATP binding; ATP hydrolysis activity. Lineage: Eukaryota; Fungi; Ascomycota; Eurotiomycetes; Eurotiales; Aspergillaceae. Gene Ontology annotation, biological process: protein insertion into mitochondrial inner membrane from matrix; mitochondrial respiratory chain complex III assembly. The transcript has a single exon. The record is from RefSeq and is a predicted model, not a curated record.
AUGGCUCUUAACCAGUCCCUUCCGUCGUCGACGAGGAUGUCUUCUGCAACCCCCGACACAGCGAUGCUAGAGGCAUUGGUGCCCGGGUAUACCCUCAUAUCACGUUUCUUUCUGUCCUAUUUUCAUAUCGAUCUUACUGCCUACCUGCAGUACGUUGUCGCUCUGGCUGUGUUUGCGGUGUCCCUACGGUACAUCUCCAAGUACGCAUCGGAGUUUUUCCAAGAAUACUUGAUCUCUUACGCUGAGAUUCGACCAGACGAUGAGCUGUUUAAUCAUAUAAUGUGGUGGAUGUCACGACAGUCUUUUAUGCAGCGCACCAACCACUUUGUAGCUAGCGUCAGGGCCAAUGUCUACUUCUGCGAUAGCGAUGAUGAAAUGGAUGGUUCUGAAGAGGACUCCGAGGAUGAUGACUUUGAUACCGAUGAUUUCUCGGAUGACGAGAAAGAAAGUCAGCAUCAAGCGAAUGUCGUCUCUCGAAAAAAGUGCAAGCCGCUGCGAUUCACCCCAUCCGAAGGCCGUCAUUUUUUCUGGUACAAGGGCCGAUUGAUGAUUUUGGAACGACAACAGCGGACCCGCAAUGGGGCCUGGUCACUCUUCAAUGAGCGACUUUUCCUAUCCUGUCUUGGGCGAAACUCGUCCCUGAUCAAGGAACUCAUUGAUGAGGCGAGCAAAGCAUUCCAGAAUCGUGAUGGCAACAAGACUGUCAUCUAUCGUGCCCAGCGGCACUCGCGAGCUGAUCCUUUCGUCUGGGUUCGCUGCAUGGCAAGAUCGCCCCGUCCAUUGUCUACAGUUAUCCUUGAAGAGAACGAAAAACAUAAUCUAGUGAAAGACAUGAAGAGAUAUCUGCGAAGUCGCACUCGACGAUGGCAUUCUAAUCGAGGAAUUGCCUAUAAGCGUGGAUAUCUACUUCAUGGUCCUCCGGGCACCGGCAAGACAAGUCUUUGCUUUGCUGCUGCAGGUGAACUGGGUCUACCACUUUACCUGCUCACUCUUAAUUCGAACUCCCUUGAUGAAGAUAACUUGUAUACGCUGUUCGCCGACUUGCCUCGCAAAUGCAUCGUUCUGAUCGAGGAUGUGGAUACCGCUGGAAUUACUCACAGUCGGGGCAAAACUGCCACCAUCAAAUCAAAGGGCGAUAACGCUGCUGGCGCUGAUACUGAAGAGACCUCUACAGAAGAACAGUCUUCCGCUGAUAAGCCACCGCUGGACAAGUCAGUAAAAGACGGUAUUACCCUUUCGAGUCUGUUGAACGUCAUCGACGGUGUUGCCUCCAGUGAAGGUCGCAUUCUUGUUAUGACCACGAACCAUGUCGAUAGGCUUGACGAGGCCCUUAUUCGCAUCGGUCGUGUCGAUAUGCAAGUUUUCCUCGGGUAUUCCACCAAGGAAAACAUCAAAGAUCUUUUCACAUCUAUCUACAUGCCCAUGGAGAGCGACAUCCCCGGUAAUGACAAGACGGAGCUCAAGACGGACUGGAGCAAUUGUCACAACAUUGAGAAGAGAAAGAUUAAGAUAGAGUGGAAAAAGAAGAAAAUUCAGGAUUAUCGGAACCAUGUCGAGUCUCUGCGUUCACGAAUCCACCCUCUGGCAUCCGAAUUUGCGUCUAUUGUCCCCGGUGGUAUCUUCACUGCCGCCGAGAUCCAAGGUUAUCUACUCAAUCAUAUAGAUGACCCAGAGAUGGCGAUUAAAGGUGCAGAGGUAUGGGCGAAGGAGCUUCGGGAGACCAAGCGCCCCCGUGAAGAAAAGGCCAUUGAGAAUGGAUACUACUAA